Messenger RNA from Carassius carassius (crucian carp), 2586 nucleotides. RefSeq names its product proto-oncogene Mas-like. Gene Ontology annotation, molecular function: G protein-coupled receptor activity. The record is from RefSeq and is a predicted model, not a curated record. NCBI's taxonomy places the organism in Eukaryota, Metazoa, Chordata, Actinopteri, Cypriniformes, Cyprinidae. Gene Ontology annotation, cellular component: membrane. The coding region runs from base 1287 to 2285 and encodes 332 amino acids. The transcript is spliced from 3 exons. Gene Ontology annotation, biological process: phospholipase C-activating G protein-coupled receptor signaling pathway; positive regulation of Rho protein signal transduction.
GUUAUCUGGAUUAUUUUCUCCAUUGAGUUUGCUGUCAUUUGUCUGGCACUCUAUGGAUUGUGUUGUCUGCUUAGGUCUAACCAUGCUGUCCCUUUAUUCAUCAUAAAUCUGUUUGUUUCUGAGAUCAUACAGAUUUGUGUCAAGCCUGUUCUGAAUUUUUGUACAUUUAAUCUAAAAAAAGAAUGUAUUCUUUUUUGUAUUUCAUGUUUAUAUCCUGAGCAUAGUAGUUAACAUUGGCUUCAUGGUCUGUAUCUCAAUGGAAAGAUACAUAAUGAUCUAAUACCCUGUUUGGUACCGUCUUCAUCAUUCGUGUAGGAAUUUAGUUCUGAUAUGCUUUUUAGUUUGGGCAACACUCUGUGGAUUUAUGGUGAUGGAUGUGAUUAUUGCACUUGCAGUAGAUGUGGAACUUGCAUUUCUUCUGAGUCUAUUUAUUUUUUUGUUACCUUAUCCACUGGUUGUGUUUUCCUUCGUGGGUUCGUGGAAGGCACUGUCUCAUUCGGUCGCAGUCACCCCUGAUGAAAGAAAGAGUAUUUUGAUGAUUCUGGCUCUUGUACUUCUCAAUUACACUGUGUUGUUCCUACCAAGCAUUGUGCAAAAGAUAAUUUUUGCAGUAUCCUUUAAGCAUGGAAUAAGUAGCUACUAUGAUUGUUUACAUUCAGUGUCAGGAAUCAUGAUGUAUUUAAAACCACUUGCUGACUCUUUGCUGUAUGUUUUCAUAAGGAUGGAUGCUAAUCUCAUGUUUAGAGUUUUGGGUUGUAAAAAGCUGUGUGAAAAUCAGGUGUAGCCCUUCAAUCCAUAAGCUGUUGUGUUAAAACUAACAAACAUUUGAUUGAGAAGCACUGAAUUUUAACCGUUAGAGCAAAAAUAACAAUUUUGAUCGCCUUUAAUGUGUGUUUUAAGUUCCAUUUGUGUCAAUAUCAAAGACAGCACAUGAAACUAUUUAACAAAUUUAACCACUUUACUGAGUACUCCCCAUUAUUCACAUUUUAAAUGUAACAACAUUUUCUGUCAAUCCCUAUGAGCAUAAUUGAGUUUCAGGAAAUGCUAGCCAAAUAUUAAUCUGAUUGCAUGAUGAUAGGAUGAAAAUGCAGAGCUAAUGGUGGAUGGAUCUGGUUAAGUGUUAGUGGCUCCUCCCUCUCUGCGUUGUCUCUUCAUCUGUUACUUUCUACCAUAAUAAACCAGCAGAAGCAGCUCAUUGUCAGCUCAAUAGAAGUGUCACUUUCACAAAAACUGAUAGGACAAAUAAUCACCACAGGAGCAUCCAGUGUCCAUCCAAGACACAAGAAAUGGUUUAUACUGGAACAUCAACCAAUAGGACAUUCCAGCUGGAAAUAAGCCAAUUUCCAUGGCAAAUUGAUGAAUUGAAUUUGACAUUUCUAGAAAAAAUACUUUGUGGAUCCACAUUUGAAACUGUGGUUAUAUGGAUUAUUUUCUCCGUUGAGUUUCUUGUCAUGUCCUUGGCAUUCUAUGGAUUGUGCCGUCUGAUCAGCCCUAACCAUCCUGUUCCUGUAUUUAUCGUAAACCUCUUUAUCACUGAUGUCAUUCAGAUUUGUUUCAGACCCAUCUUAAAUUUUUGUACAUUCAGUGUUGUUAUUGCACUCAUCUACUACAUUUAUUCCUUGAGCAUAAUAGUUAAUGUUGGCUUCAUGGUGUGUAUAUCUGUGGAAAGAUACAUAAUGAUCAAAUACCCUGUUUGGUACCGACUUCAUAAUACUUCAAAAAAUUUGGCUCUGAUAUGUUUGUUGGUUUGGGCAAUAUCAUGUGGAAUAAAUGUGAUUGAUGUGAUUAUUGCACUUCACGGGAAUAUGGCACAUGCAUUUUUCAAAAGUGCAUUUGUUCUAUUGGUACCAUAUCCACUGGUUGUGUUUUCCUUUGUGGGAUCAUGGAAGGCACUGUCUCAUUCCGUAGCAAUAACCCCUAAUGAACAGAAGAAGAUUUUGGGGAUUCUGGCCCUUGUACUUUUUAAUUACACUGUGUUGUUUAUGCCAGUCAUUGUCCAAAGCAUUAUUAUGAUGUUUUCCUUUGAACAGGGUCUAAGACUUAGUGGUUAUUUAUUAUCAGUGUCAGGAAUCUUGGUGUAUUUAAAUCCACUCGCUGACUCUUUUCUGUAUGUUUUCUUAAGGAGAGAUGCUAACAGCAUGUUUAAAUGUUUAUGUUGUGAGAAGCUACAUGAAAAUCAGAUAGAAAACUCCUCAAAUUCUUUAUCUAGGAGGGGUGAAGUGCAAAUCAGUAUAAUAGCAUACAGAGAACCAACUGAGUUACAAUCUAAUUGUAAUUUCAACUAAUUGUAGAAAUUAAUUGUAAUAAUCCAGUGAGGUUUUUGUAUGCACAAUGAGUCUGACUACAGCAAGUGCUCCACACAGGGAUUUGAUCUUACCAACAUCCAAUCCAUCUGGGAUAACAUGAAAAAAAAGGAAAAACUGAGGCAGGAUCCAGAAGAACUGUGGCAACAUCUACAAAACACUUGUAUUUGUGCAUUAACUAAUGAGACAGUAUUGUACUAUUAGGCUACCUAUUGUUCUUUAUAAUUCUUUUGCACUUUAAUCUGUUUGAAACAUUUAUUUAAUAAAUUUUUGUUUAGCCUAU